CCCCAAAUCAAUUGCAUUUCAAUUCAUAAAUUGGAGGUGUUGACAGGGUGUGCGGCUUCACUAGGGAGAGAGAGAGAGAGGGAGAGCUUCAAUCACCAAUCUGCAAAUGGAGGUGGAGGGAUCAUCGAAGCCCAUGAUUGCAACACGAGAAGAAAUGGUGGAAGCCAAGGUGCCGCUCGCCUAUAGAGACCAGUGCGCACACUUGCUCAUUCCACUUAACAAGUGCCGGCAAUCUGAGCUUUACCUGCCAUGGAAGUGCGAGAACGAGCGCCACACUUAUGAGAAGUGCGAGUAUGAGCUUGUAAUGGAGAGGAUGAUCCAGAUGCAGAAACUCAAGCAAUCGAACAAGCAGGGGCAGGGCAACACCAUCCCUCUUAUCCCCAAAACAGCUCAUGCUUAAUCGAUCGAAUCCAAUCGCAUCGGCCA
Molecule: messenger RNA, 426 nt
Organism: Cynara cardunculus var. scolymus (artichoke)
Lineage: Eukaryota; Viridiplantae; Streptophyta; Magnoliopsida; Asterales; Asteraceae
Product: NADH dehydrogenase [ubiquinone] 1 beta subcomplex subunit 7-like
Exons: 1
Coding region: 107-400 (97 amino acids)
Cellular component (GO): mitochondrion
Source: RefSeq, a predicted model, not a curated record